GUGCGUCCUCACAAUACAGUUAGUCUUUGUACGAAUGUUAACAUGCCACGUGCGUUCGAUGCUUUAAUGAGACCAUAAAUAAUAAUAUUCUCUGAUUGGAUAUUGGCAGUUAUUUUGACGAAUUAUGAUUGGUUCAUUCAGUUGCCUAUUCUUAAGAGUGUCUAAGACAGGGCAAGAUGAAAAUAUGGGUGUUAGGUGUUCUUUGUUUAGCUAUUUUGGUACACGGCGAAGAUUUUCCAUCUUUGAUAACCGCAAAUGCUUCUAUAGCCGUAAUUUUGGAUCGCCAGUACCUGGGUGACAAGUACCAAACCGUGCUAGACGAACUGAAAGAUUAUAUAAAGGAAUUGGCGCGGGUUGAACUGAAGCAUGGAGGUGUGCUUGUCCAUUACUAUUCGUGGACGACCAUUAGCUUGAAGAAAGGUUUCCUAGCGGUAUUCAGUAUAGCGUCAUGCGAAGACACAUGGGAAUUAUUCUCGCGUACGGAAGAAGAAGAUCUUCUUCUGUUUGCCUUGACAGAAGUGGACUGCCCACGGCUCCCACAGCGCUCUGCUGUAACUGUAACUUAUUCAGAGCCCGGUGAAGAAUUACCGCAGCUUCUCUUAGAUUUGAGGAGUUCGAACGCUAUUAGUUGGAAGUCUGCUGUCAUACUACAUGACGACACUUUAGGCAGGGACAUGGUGUCCCGUGUGGUACAAUCAUUGACUUCACAAAUUGAUGAGGAAAGCGCGCGACCGGUUUCCGUUACGGUGUUUAAGAUGAAACACGAAAUGAACGAAUAUCUAAGAAGGAAAGAGAUGCAUAGAGUUUUGUCUAAGCUCCCAGUUAAAUAUAUCGGCGAAAACUUCAUAGCAAUAGUUACUUCGGAUGUGAUGACAACAAUGGCGGAGAUUGCGCGGGAGCUAUUAAUGUCCCACACCAUGGCUCAAUGGUUGUAUGUUAUCUCGGAUACUAACGCUCACGCAAGUAACCUAAGUGGAUUUAUUAAUACACUCUAUGAGGGCGAGAAUGUAGCUUUUAUAUACAAUAUCACUGAAAAUGGACCGGAUUGUAAGAACGGUUUGAUGUGCUAUAGCCAAGAGAUGAUGAGUGCUUUUAUAUCGGCACUGGACGCUGCAAUACACGCCGAGUUCGAUGUGGCUGCUCAAGUCUCAGAUGAAGAGUGGGAAGCGAUCAGACCCAGCAAAGUACAACGGAGGGACAUCCUACUUAAGCACAUGCAGCAAUACAUAUUGGCGAAAAGUGUCUGUGGAAACUGCACAUUGUGGCGAGCAUUAGCGGCCGAUACUUGGGGCGUUACGUACCGGCAAAGUGAUGUAUCUGAACAAAUUAAUGAACAUGCGAAUGGUUCUACCGGAGUUAUUGAGCAUCUUGAAUUAAUGAAUGUCGGAAUUUGGCGUCCAAUCGACGCUAUGACGUUUGCGGAUUUAUUAUUUCCUCAUGUGCAUCACGGGUUUAGAGGGAAAGAAUUACCGAUAAUAACUUAUCAUAAUCCUCCGUGGACGUUCCUACAAGCAAACGAAUCGGGCACAAUCGUGAAAUACAGUGGACUUAUGUUUGAUAUCGUCAAUCAAUUGGCUAAGAACAAAAACUUUACGAUCAAGAUAAUGCUCCCGAGUCAUGUCAAACACGAGUUUUCCAAUGAAACUGACAUGAUGCACAGUCAAAGUGCUCGGCUAACAAUAGCGGCCAUUGCAAAAGGCCAUGCGGCUUUGGCUGCUGCCCCAUUCACAGUAUUACCUGGUCCUAAUCAAGGUAUCAACUACACAAUUCCAGUGAGCACUCAGCCGCACACAUUCAUUGUUGCCAGGCCUCGGGAACUCAGCAGAGCCUUACUGUUCCUACUGCCUUUUACUACCGAUACAUGGCUCUGUUUGGGUUUCGCCGUGAUAUUAAUGGGUCCUAUGCUGUAUAUAGUUCAUCGUUUAAGUCCAUAUUACGAAGCCAUGGAGAUCACACGCGAAGGAGGACUGGCCACAAUUCACAAUUGUCUCUGGUACAUUUAUGGGGCGUUGCUGCAACAAGGCGGGAUGUAUCUUCCAAGGGCAGACAGCGGUCGUUUAGUGAUCGGAACUUGGUGGCUAGUCGUAUUAGUUAUAGUUACCACAUAUUCUGGUAAUCUUGUUGCGUUUCUAACGUUUCCAAAAUUAGAAGCGCCCGUUACGACAAUAUCGGAGCUAUUGAAGAACAGCGAUGCUUACACUUGGUCCGUAACCAAAGGAUCUUAUUUAGAAAUGGAGCUGAAGAAUUCAGAAGAACCAAAAUACAAGCGACUGAUAAAAGAGGCUGAGUUGCUUAAGGAAACUGGGGGAAUCGAAGGAACUAUACAUGCCGCAAGGGGAACCCUGGAUCGUGUGCGCGGUCAGCGACAUCUGAUCUUCGACUGGAGGCUCCGACUCACGUAUUUGAUGAGCGCCGAUCACAUAGCGACAGAAACCUGCGACUUCGCACUGGCCGUUGAAGAUUUCAUGGAGGAACAAGUGGCUAUGAUAGUACCGGCCGGCAGCCCUUAUUUGCCUGUCAUCAAUAAAGAGAUCAAUCGAAUGCACAAAGCCGGCCUGAUAUCAAAAUGGCUGAGUGCGUAUUUGCCUAAGCCGAAUCGUUGUUUAAAAAUUUCGACAGUGACUCAAGAAGUGAGUAAUCACACUGUCAACUUGAGUGAUAUGCAAGGAUCCUUCUUCGUACUGUUUUUAGGACUUUUCUCCGCAUUGACAGUGUUGAUUCUGGAGUGGUUCUACAAUAGGAGGAAACGAAAAAGCGAAGAAAUAGUCAUCAAGCCUUAUGUUGAAUAAAACGUAUACGCGAACGUAA
Bombyx mandarina (wild silkworm) is the source of this 2808-nucleotide messenger RNA. Its product is annotated as ionotropic receptor 93a. Lineage: Eukaryota; Metazoa; Arthropoda; Insecta; Lepidoptera; Bombycidae. The record is from RefSeq and is a predicted model, not a curated record. Gene Ontology annotation, cellular component: membrane. Gene Ontology annotation, biological process: monoatomic ion transport. Gene Ontology annotation, molecular function: signaling receptor activity; ligand-gated monoatomic ion channel activity.